Molecule: messenger RNA, 1529 nt
Organism: Chondrus crispus (carragheen)
Lineage: Eukaryota; Rhodophyta; Florideophyceae; Gigartinales; Gigartinaceae
Exons: 2
Coding region: 1-1347 (448 amino acids)
Biological process (GO): ribosomal large subunit assembly; rRNA processing
Cellular component (GO): nucleolus
Molecular function (GO): 5S rRNA binding
Source: RefSeq, a predicted model, not a curated record
AUGGUUAGCGCUGGAACGAAGCGCAAGAGGAGAGAUCGCGGGAACCGCGUUGCGGCUGCAAUUGAGGAUGGUCGUAUUCGCGGAGCAAGAGAGCGAAAGACACUUGGGAAAGUCAUCUCUGCAAGUGUGCCCGACACUGAGCUGUUUGUCGAAGACCGCAGGGGGAAAGAAAAGGCGGAAGUGCAGCAAGAGCUGCUUGCGCAGGCUGCAGAGGACCGCCGUGCGGCGAAACGCGCCCGAAGAGCAGUACCGAAAGUGCGCAAAUCCGAAGGCGCCCUCGGAAAAAGUGUGCCUAUUGCCAGCACGUCAGACUUAGCUGGCAAGAGGAAAAAAAAGGGCCUCGGAAUUGUGGAAGUGGAAAUUUUGGCGAAGCGAAAGUUUGACAAGCCCCGUGGUCAUGUCGGGAACCGGAGUGAAGUCAUUCGUCAACAGAAGCUGCACAAAGAUGGGAUGGAGGACGUCUGGAAUGGGGAGAUGUCGCGGAAGGUGGCUGACGAAAUCAGUCAAAACCGCAGACGUUUAGAAGGAAAGGUGAAUGUGAUUCACCGCUCUGCGCCCUCUGUCAUUCACCCCGCACAGGGUAUGAGCAUUAAUCCGACUCAUGGAGACCACCAGGACAAGCUUGGAGAAGCUCUAGCUGACAUCGUACGGAAGGACGAUGAUGACGAGUGGACUGCGACAAAGAUGAAGUUCGAUCCGGCUUUGCUGGCGGAAAGCACAGAAGGGGAGGUCCUUGGCACCGGUAUGAAGGCUGCUUCUGAUGCACCAGAUGAUAGCGAAAGCAGUGAUGACGAGGAUUCAAUUAUAAGAACUGUUCCGCAACGGAAGACAAGAUCCCAGCGGCAUAAAGAAGCUCGGAAACGUGAGAUGGUAUCGAACAUUGCCAAGAAGAAGGCAUCGGCGAGGCGAGUAGCAGAGCUUCAGAAUGUCGAUGAAAUUGCCCGAGAAGCAAAGAAGCUAGCAGAUAAGCUAAGCGGUGAGGAAAAGCUCCGGCAGUUGCGCGAGAACCCACCACCAGCAAAAAAGGUCCACGAACCUAUUUUCGCAAAGGUGGCAGGUCAAAAGGUCCGCAAUGAAACUGUUGUUGAACCAGUGACGUUGAGUGCCGAACUCUCCGAAAGUAUGCGUCGUGUGAAAAUGCCAAUUGCGAACCCGUUGCUGAGGGAUCGUUUUGUUAGUUUCGAACGCCGGGGCCUCAUCGCGCCACCAAAAGUCCUUCCGAAAGAAAUUUGGAGGAUGGAGCAAGCAAAGAGACAAGAUGAGCGUAAGGAUAAACGGAAGAGGAAGGGUAGGGGCAGUCGGUCUAAUAUGACAUUUUGGAGGAAUGGAAAGAAAGCAAUCUUGUAAAGGUCUCGUCCUAUUUAGCAGUGGCAACUUCCUGUUUAUGAAUAACGUCCACGAGCCCCUUUUCGAUACCACUGUCCAGGAUACGUUCUGUACAAAAGAGAGUUGUUAUUGGCACCUGCUCGAUAAGAUAGUUUUAUCCUCGUUAAAGAAUACACUUCUCACUGCAACGCAGAAACCCUAAA